Messenger RNA from Alligator sinensis (Chinese alligator), 907 nucleotides. RefSeq names its product netrin-1-like. The transcript is spliced from 2 exons. The record is from RefSeq and is a predicted model, not a curated record. The coding region runs from base 359 to 907 and encodes 182 amino acids. Lineage: Eukaryota; Metazoa; Chordata; Crocodylia; Alligatoridae.
GCUCACAGAAGCAUGAAAUCCCUGACAGUCUCCCUCGGCAAUGGCCCGGCUGAAGGCAAAAUGCCACCGCAGACACGGGACAAGUUUCAGCCCGGAACCUGCCCUUUCGCUGCCUCCUCCCGUCUCUCUCGCAGCUCGAGGGGCUCCUCGGCAGGUAGAAGCGAGUUUGGCGAGGAGGCGAAGAGGAAUCAAUGAGGGGACUCGGGCAGACACCACGUGGUGGGCUAUUUUGGAAGAGCAUCUUAAAGGGGACGUGCUCCCCAAUCUCUUGAUCACUCCCUGAUGGCGAGACCUAAAUAGCGGGAUCCAGCAGGACUUCCUCCAGCCCCGCUCCGUCUCCAGCAGGUCCGGCGAGAGGAUGUCCGCGAGGUGCUGCGGGGCCCUGCUGGCGCUGGUGUCCCUGGCGUGCCUGGCGGAGGGCGGCUACUACGGCCUCAACAUGUUCGCGGUGCAGACGGCGCAGCCCGACCCCUGCUACGACGAGCACGGCCUGCCGCGCCGCUGCAUCCCGGACUUCGUCAACUCCGCCUUCGGCAAGGAGGUGCGGGCGUCCAGCACGUGCGGCCGCCCGCCGGCCCGCUACUGCGUGCUGAGCGAGAAGGGCGAGGAGCGGCUCCGCACCUGCCACCUGUGCAACGCGUCCGAGCCCCGGCGCGCCCACCCGCCCGCCUUCCUCACCGACCUCAACAACCCGCACAACCUCACGUGCUGGCAGUCCGAGAGCUUCGUGCAGCACCCGCACAACGUGACGCUCACGCUGGCGCUGGGCAAGAAGUUCGAGGUGACCUACGUGAGCCUGCAGUUCUGCUCGCCGCGCCCCGAGUCCAUGGCCAUCUACAAGUCCAUGGACUACGGCCGCUCCUGGGUGCCCUUCCAGUUCUACUCCACGCAGUGCCGCAAGAUGUAA